AGUUCUUAAUUUUAAAGUUCCUCAAGUAUUUCUCUUGGGAAGGUCUUGCUCUAAUAGUUGCUUACAGAAAAGCAGGACAUCCAGGUCUUGAAAGCUGUGGGAUGUGAUAGGAUUCUUCCUCCCUUUUAGUGGUGGCAUUUGGGGCCCCGGUGGUUUUUUUAGAGGGAAGAGUGAGGAAGGGUUAGAAGAUUCGUACAGAGUAAAUAGAUCUAGUGGAAUACAUAAGAGUCUUACUAUAGUUUUUGACCCUCUUUUGUAUUCUGUAGGCAAAUAUUUUUUUUUGGUGAAUUUUAUGAAGCAUUUUAAAAGGUGCUAAUAUCUGUUUUAACUACUAAAAUCACUCCAUAAAACUUCUGGUAACUUUAUGGGGAUAAAUUCAAACAAAGAAUUUUGCAAAUAUAGUUUGCAGUGAUUUCUGUCAACUGUUAUGAUUGUAUCACCUUUAUAUUAGUCUCUGCUGUUAUACUUCCCUUUUUUUCAGAGGACUGAAGUGGAUUUCAAAGGAAAUGUCCUGAUUUUUUUUUUUCCCCCUCACUCCAUGUAUUUCCAGAAAUGGCCCUUGCUCUGUGGAAGAACUUACUUCAGGCUUCAAGGAAAAGGAUACUGCAACAAAGAAGGUUGUCACUGUAUAAUGGUGCUCAUGGCUAUGAGGAAGAAUUGAUAAAGAAGAAACUUGAGCAGUUUUCUGGUGGAUCCAUCAACCUUUCCAAAGAAGACAAUGGCAUUGGAAUACUUACUUUGAAUAACCCAAAACUAAUGAAUGCGUUUACAGGUACUAUGAUGGUAGAACUCCUGGAGAGGGUUACUGAACUGGAAAACUGGAAGGAUGGCAAAGGUCUUAUAAUCCAUGGUGCAGGAAACACUUUUUGCUCAGGAUCUGAUUUGAAUGUUGUCAAAGAAAUAUCCAACUCCCAGGAUGGGAUGUAUAUGUGCAUGUUUAUGCAAAACACCUUAACCAGACUUAUGAGGUUGCCUUUGAUCAGUGUUGCACUAGUUCAAGGAAAAGCUUUUGGAGGAGGAGCAGAACUUACCACAGCAUGUGAUUUCAGGUUGAUGACGCCUGGAAGUGAAAUUCGGUUUGUCCACAAGCACAUGGGCCUGGUGCCCGGCUGGGGAGGAGGUGCCCGGCUGGUGCGGAUCGUGGGCAGCGGCGCAGCCCUGCGGCUGCUGAGCGGGGCUGCCGGGGUGGAGCCCGAGAGAGCUCGGAGCCUGGGGCUCUCCGAGGAGACGCUGCCGUCCGCAGACGAAACCAGAGCGCUGGGAGAGGCACGGGCCUGGCUGAAUCAGUACACAGAGGGUCCCACCGCUGUGAUUCGGGCUGUGAAAAAGGUGGUGACAGCUGGAAGAGAGCUCCCACUGGAAGCUGCCCUAAGGACAGAGAAGGACAUUUUUGGAACUGUAUGGGGUGGGCCUGCCAAUUUGCAGGCAUUGGCUAGAAGACCAAAACAUAAAUGAUGGUUUAUGCAUAAGAAGUGGGCUUGACCUUUUUGCAAACAAAGCUUUCCAUAAAGCAGCCAUUACACUGUAUCAUUUAAGGACUUGUCCGUUUAAAAUGGCAUUAACAUUCCUGCCAUUUAGGUCAGGCAGGCAUAUCUGGUGUGCAUCCACAGGCAGAUUCUCUACUGUCCUAAUCACCCACUGAAUUGAGAUUAGUGAAAUUAGUAUGUAAAGGUAAAUACUGUGCUGAAAAUAGAACUAUAAUUCAUUUGGAAUGAGGCUGAAGACUAUUUUAUUUGGUGGGUUUUUUUUUUUGUU
Molecule: messenger RNA, 1755 nt
Organism: Cinclus cinclus
Lineage: Eukaryota; Metazoa; Chordata; Aves; Passeriformes; Cinclidae
Gene: ECHDC1
Product: ethylmalonyl-CoA decarboxylase 1
Exons: 5
Coding region: 553-1455 (300 amino acids)
Biological process (GO): fatty acid beta-oxidation
Cellular component (GO): cytosol
Molecular function (GO): enoyl-CoA hydratase activity
Source: RefSeq, a predicted model, not a curated record